AUGGAGAAAGACAAGAGAGUUAAUCACGAUCAAGGAGUAUGCGUACUACCAUACGACGUCCUUGAGGAGAUCCUCUUGAGGCUUCCGGUCAAAUCAAACAUUCGAUUCAAAGUCGUUUCAAAACAAUGGAAAUCAACUAUUGAGUCUCGAUGUUUCGCGGAGAAACACUUAAGGCUCGUUGAACAAUCCAAACAUGAUCAUCCGAAAUUCCUAUUUGCCUCCACAAAUGAACAAUAUAACGUGUUUAAGACACUUUGCUUGGAAUCAAAUCCUGUUCGAGUCUUCAAUCUUCUCAACAUCCCUCGACGACAUUUAAUCAAAAUUUCUGAAAGCUGCAAUGGUCUUGUUUGUAUAUACGCGGACAGGGAAGCCUAUAUAUACGUAGUUAACCCGACAACUAGUUGGUUCCGCCAAAUUCCUGAAGCUAGGUUUCAGAUAUUAAUGCAAAAGGCAACAUACACUCGGGAAACUAUCACAGACGUUAAGCCAAUCCCUUUACUAGCGUUUGCAAAGGCCAUGCUGAGUGGUUAUAAAUUGGUGUGGUUAUAUAAUUCCGAUAUAUACAAUUCUGACGCUAUGAGUUUAAACGAAGGAUUUACCAAGUGUGAGGUUUUCAGUUUUAGGGCAAAUGUUUGGAGAUACUUGACUUGCACUCCAAGGUACCGGAUAUUUAACGAUCAAUCGCCAGUGUCCACAAACGGAUUAGUGUAUUGGCUCACAGAACGAUACAAUGGCGAAACCAAAGUUAUAGUUUUUGAUCUUGAAAGUGAAACUUUUCGAUUGUUGCCUAAGAAUCCGGUUUCUCGCUCACAUCCAGACCAUAUCGACCUUUGCAUUUUGGAUAAUCGUCUGUGCAUGUCCAAGAGAAAGCGCCGUACUAUGAUGCAAGAGAUUUGGAGCUUGCAAUUAUCAUCAGAAGAGACAUGGAUUAAGAUUUAUACUAUAGAUCUUCGAUCUUGUUCUUCAUGGUCCGUAUCUGGAAGGGUUUGUUUUGCUUGGACCCGCAUGAAUGUGAUUCGGCCAUGCACACCGGCGGCGAUAUUGAAGAACAAGGAGAUCCUACUGAGACAUCGUUUUGGUAAUGGUUUGGUGAAGUAUGAUCCACAAACAAAAUCUUACUCCCUAAUGUACGAUCAUCUUUCUUGUUAUAGAGUUGUUCCUUAUUUCCAGAGUUUAAUAUCUCAUAUCUAA
This is a messenger RNA of Capsella rubella, 1191 nucleotides long. RefSeq names its product putative F-box protein At1g12855. NCBI's taxonomy places the organism in Eukaryota, Viridiplantae, Streptophyta, Magnoliopsida, Brassicales, Brassicaceae. Bases 1 to 1191 code for a protein of 396 amino acids. Gene Ontology annotation, molecular function: protein binding. The record is from RefSeq and is a predicted model, not a curated record. The transcript has a single exon.